This is a messenger RNA of Capsella rubella, 1257 nucleotides long. Its product is annotated as F-box/kelch-repeat protein At4g39560. The transcript has a single exon. Gene Ontology annotation, molecular function: protein binding. Bases 1 to 1257 code for a protein of 418 amino acids. The record is from RefSeq and is a predicted model, not a curated record. Lineage: Eukaryota; Viridiplantae; Streptophyta; Magnoliopsida; Brassicales; Brassicaceae.
AUGUCCAAAUACGUCAAACAACCGCAAAAUAAAAGGCAUAAGAAGAACGAGACGUCUCUAUCUCUGUCAUCAUCGUCUAGAUCGUUAUCGUUGCUUUCCCAUGAUGUUACUUUGAACUGCUUGUCCCGUCUCUCAAGAUUGGACAGUGCGGUCUUGUCUCUAACCUCCAAGAGCUACAGCUCUCUCUUAGUGUCACAUGACUUCUGCCGCACACGUGAGUUGAUGGGUUGUAAAGAGGAGUACUACUAUGUUUGCUUAAGCAUCCCUCCUUACCCAACUCCACGUUGGUUCAUACUUCGUCGUGGAGGGCCAAGUCUAGAUGAUGUCGCCGUGGCGAAGAAGUCUGUGAAUCGGUGGUUGAGACCUAUCCCAACGUACCCUUAUCAGCCUCCAGAAUCAUCUUCUUUCGUGGUGUUGGAUUAUGUGAUCUAUGUAAUCGGUGGGGUAAUACAAGGAACACCUACUUCAGAUGUCUUGGUUCUUGAUUGUCUCUCUCACUCUUGGCGUCGCAUUAGGUCUAUGAGAGUAGCUCGUGCUUCUGCUGCUGCAAACGUUGUAGAUGGGAAAAUUUACGUGUUUGGAGGUUGUAAAGAGUUUGAUUCCUCUAACUGGGCAGAGGUUUUUGAUCCAAAGACACAAACUUGGGACACAUUGAUAUUACCUGAUUUAGAGAUAUGUAAGAACACAAGUAUGAUUGAGAAAAGUGUAGUGAUUGAAGAUAAAGUUUAUGUGGUGGACGAGGAAGAACAAUGUUUUUACUACAUGCCACGUGAAGGUAUAUGGAGAAGAGGUAUUCGAGAUUCUAAGUUAGGAAACAGAAAAGACUGGUGUGCUAUAGGGAAACUGUUAUAUUGUUAUGGUACUCGCGGGAAGAUACUAUGGUGUGAGGCGGAUGAGUUGGAUCGUUGUGAGGCAGAGGAGUUGAAUUGGAGAGAAGUUGAGGGUUUAGGUAUAUUGCAGUUUGGUUCAAAAGCAUGUAAACGUGGUAUUGAAGAGAGUCUUGCUUGGAAGCUACACUGGACUAUGAAUAGUUUCAGCAGACUAAGUAGCAACUCUCGUGGGAACAUUGUUGUGUUUUGGAAAGUGCUUAUCCCUGGUACUGGGAAGUUGCAGCUUUGGUGUGCAGAGAUUUCUAUGGAGAGAAGAAGCCAAGGAGGUGGGGUUUGCGGGACAAUUGAGUGGACUGAUGCUGUCUCUGGACUUGGUCCUAAUUCGUAUACUGUUAAGGUUUUGUAUUCUGUUUCUCUCAAUGUUUGA